This is a messenger RNA of Limulus polyphemus (Atlantic horseshoe crab), 2068 nucleotides long. RefSeq names its product nuclear distribution protein nudE homolog 1-like. The record is from RefSeq and is a predicted model, not a curated record. Gene Ontology annotation, biological process: vesicle transport along microtubule; chromosome segregation; mitotic centrosome separation. Bases 478 to 1419 code for a protein of 313 amino acids. Gene Ontology annotation, molecular function: microtubule binding. Gene Ontology annotation, cellular component: centrosome; kinesin complex; kinetochore. NCBI's taxonomy places the organism in Eukaryota, Metazoa, Arthropoda, Merostomata, Xiphosura, Limulidae. The transcript is spliced from 10 exons.
AAGAGACGAGGUAAUGGAAAUGCAUUGACGGUUAGAGUUGUAUUAUUAAGUGUAGUAUAGUGAAAUGUAAAUAACCUAAACAGUAAUUAAAAAAUCUGGUAGAAAUUUUAUGUAUUGCUUUGUGUAUGAACCAGGAACGACACCUGCCGAACAAAUCCUGUUUUUUUUACAAACAGUCGACCAGUUCUGUGUUAUCAACGUUUCGAGAUCUCCGAGAAAUCGUCCAGAGCCACAGUAUCUGACACGACGUUUCGUUUUCGAUACAACAGACAACCUAUAAUAUUUUAUUUGUAGUAUAUAUAAAACCUAAUGAUAAUAUUAACCAUUGUCAUACGUUAUACGAUGUUAGAUCUAAUGAUAAUCUGAAAGUUAACAAAAUAGUUCCUGUGACUUGCUUUUUAUAGUUAUAAAAUCAGUAACUCUCAGAACAAUAAAUUAUUACAACCAAUAAGAAACCGUAACACCGGCUGAUUAACAAUGAACGAAGACAUUCCGACUUUCGAAUCAACAGAAGAAGAAAUUCGAUAUUUCAAGAGUUUAGCUUCGGAAUACAAGAAAAAAUGGCAAGAGAACCAGCAGGAAUUAGAAGAGUUCCAGGAAAGUAGUCGAGAGCUGGAAGCUGAACUCGAGGCCCAACUUGAACAAAUGGAAACACAGAGCCGAGAAUUAAGGUCUAUCAACACACGACUACAAAUGGAAUAUGACAGCAUUAAAGAGAAAUUGGACAUGAGUCACCAGGAGGGUUUUAGACAGAUUAAUAACCUCCAACAAGAAGUGUCCACUCUCAAAGCUGAAAAGGAAGAUCUCAUAAAAUAUGUCCGGAAGCUUGAACAGGCUAAUGACGAUCUUGAACGAGGAAAGAGAGCAACUGUCUCAUCUUUAGAAGAUUUUGAAACCAAGCUUAACUUUGCUAUUGAGAGAAAUGCUUUCCUAGAAAGUGAGCUAGAUGAUAAGGAAACUUUGGCAGCCAUGGUUCAACGUCUGAAGGAUGAAGCACGAGAUCUUCGACAAGAACUACUGAUUCACCAGAGUUUGAAUAAACAGAUUAAUAAUGACACUAUCUGCUUUGAUAAUGACAGAAAGGUAAAGAAAACCAUCAUAGAGGUUGAUUCCAAUAAACUGACAACAGAAAAUGAAACACAGACAACAUCACCAAAUAAAGUUUUGCAGUCUGCUGGUCAUACUCCACUGACUCCUUCAGCUAGAAUAUCUGCUCUCAACAUUGUUGGAGAUUUGCUGAGAAAAGUUGGGGCCCUGGAGUUAAAGUUGGCAUCUUGUCGUACUCUGGUCAGAGAACCACUACCAAUACUUGACAACGAGGGCCGUUUUAGCCCUAUUUCUCCAUCGAAGGUGCAACAGUUAACCAGAGGGUCAUCCUUGUCAAGUCAUUCGGACUGCAUCCAUCUUAUAGCAUCAUAAUUGUAAUGCCAACAUCAUUAAACUUGUUUUAGCACAGUAUGUACAUGUGGCUGUGGUAAGCUUUGUUCUAUCCACUCACAACAGGUGUAGCUUAAAUUCCAAACUCUCAGAGUACAUUUAUUCUUUGUCAUUGCUAGAUUACCUGCAAAGCUGUGUACAGAACUAAUAUUAACUGUACUUAUUCCUAUAGCUACUGUUCAGUGUGUUGCACAUUUUUUGAAAUGUAAUUUAUGAAGAUGAAGUAAACUGCUGAUCUUGAUUCUCCUUUUCUGGAAAUGAUAUUAGUUGAUCAAGUAAAUGUUUGUGACAGGUACAUAUCUUUGUUUGAUUACUUAUCAGUAUGCAAAAAGUGAAGUAGUAAUCUUGUGUAUUGUUAAAAAAUUCUUUCUGACAAAGCAACAAUUUAAUAUAUAAGGAGACAAAUCUGGGUUAAUAGUUUUAUUUGCUUCUUGCAAGCGGUAACCAAUUUUUUAAUGAUCUCUCCAGGAGGAAAUCCUGUUUGAAAGUUUUGUGUUACAAAUGAUAAACAUAAAAACCAGCUCCAGGUUCUUAGCUGUAAUCGCAUGCUGAGUGAGUUUCAGCUUUACUGUUAAUUCCACCUUGAGUAAGAAUUUCUGAAGUGUGCAGAACUGCCCUUUGCAAAAAAUUC